Molecule: messenger RNA, 2442 nt
Organism: Morchella importuna
Lineage: Eukaryota; Fungi; Ascomycota; Pezizomycetes; Pezizales; Morchellaceae
Exons: 2
Coding region: 1-2442 (813 amino acids)
Molecular function (GO): DNA replication origin binding
Source: RefSeq, a predicted model, not a curated record
AUGGACACAGAGCAAUACCCAAACUCGCUCGGCGACGAAGAAGAGGAAGAGGAGGAAGAAGAGGAGUUAGAGGAAGAAGAGGAAGAUGAGGAAGAUGACGAUUCUGUCGAUGAAACAGGCUUCAUUAACGACCACGCGCAAAACGUAAAUACUACUCCUAAUUUCACCUUCGGCCGUCAAUCUGGGCAACAGCAGGGACAAAUCUCUAUAGACCCUACUCUUGACACUCCUCCCCCGCCAGAUACCCAUGGCGGCGCUGAUCCACAGCAGCUUCAGCAUCAUAACCACCAGCAGCAGCAACAGCAGCAGCAGCAACAACAACAACAGCUCGUCCAGCAGCAGAAUCACUUCGUGACCCAGCAGACCCCGCGGCAAAUGUAUACCGACAUCGCGCGCUGCGCGACUCAAUUCCCACUAGAAGACCACGGGGGUGCGAGAUUUGCAUCUUCGAGUCCUGUACCUCCCCCACCAAAGAUACUUCCAGCAUUCACGCCGACCGAUCGGAGCUUGCCAGACCGGACGGUUACAGAUGAGACAUUGGAUGAUGCUUAUGUCUCGUUCAUCCUCUACUGUAACCCUUCGGUGCCGCUGAACUGCGAUACUACAGAACUACGGAAGGCAUUCCGGCAGCCGCCAAAGAGCGAUGGGAAGGUGUUCAACGUACAUCAUCUGCUGCAAUUGAUUGAGAAGUUUGAGGGCAAGGAAAUUAAGACAUGGACGAAACUGGCGACAGAAUUGGGGGUAGAGAGGACUGCGGACCAGAGUGCGCAGAAGGUACAGCAGUAUGCUGUUAGAUUGAAGCGGUGGAUGCACGCAAUGCAUAUAGAUGCGUUCUUCGAAUACAUCCUAAAUAAGCCACAUACCUACUACCAACAAAUACCGCACCAUACAUCCUCACCAACGCAAGACCAGAUGCGUGAUGGCGUGCCUCUCGAAGAAGAUCUUGCCCUCCGUGCUCUUCAUCCCGAAACUCGCCCCAAACGCGGUCGCCGGAAGACAGACGACAAAGAUGAUGAUGGGACUGAUAAGGACAUACCAGAUCCAAAAAGACCACAUCUUGAGACACCAACUCCCUCAACCGCAGACCCUAACAGCGCAAUUGAUUUCAGUACUGCUCUCUUUCCGCCUCACCCACAGUCUGCUGUUUCUUCUGCCGGCGGUGCGGACGAAAUGAACAGGUAUCUCGACGAGUCGGACCCAUGGGCGGCGGCCACCCAAUCAGUUCUUAGCGGGGGAGGGGCCAGUGCCUCUGGUGCGGGACAGCAAUUCCGCUGGCGCGCCUUUCCACGAGAAGGAACAACCCCAUCUACAGCGCACCCGCCAAUAACAAUCCUAACCUCCAACGAGGGCAACCAAACCCCUAUUGAUGAAGUCCCAACCCCUACUACCCCCGCAUCUGGCUCCAAACCGCGCUCUCGUCGCCGUCACGGGCCUGCUGUCUCCUCCGCAUGGCCAUCCUCUGGAAACCCACUCACUGGCAAGCUUCGUGGGCGCCCUCCAAGCAACCGCUCAGUCCGUGAUGGUCCGUUCUCAACGUUCCCCGCAAACCCGACAGGGAAGGGCCACACAAUUGAUCUUAGUCCCGGCGGAUCUGGUAUAACGUCUACACCAAUGUCAACGCCAAUUGCAACCCAUGCUCCACCACAUCAGUACACAUUCCGCCCGCAGCAGCUACAUUUAACUGUUCCGGCACGUACAGGUGGCCAUAUCAGCAUGGCAUCCCCGUCAAGCGCAAUCACGCCACAUCCACAUAUCAAUGGCAACGGCAUCCCCUGGAAACGUGCAAAGAGUCCCCUUGGUCGUGAAGACAACGGUACAAGCUAUAACACCUCUGGUGUGUCCAGCCUGGGCCUUGAAGACGUCGAGCGCAAGUUUUCGGUUGCGUUACUCCAGGCGGAUGGUGCACUACUCGGGGUUGAAGAGUCAAAGAAGAUCGCGGAGCGCGUUGUUGCCGGUUUACGGCGGUCAUGGCCAGACUCAGGGGAAGCCGAGGAGAGGGCUAUAGCAACGAUCAUGGGGUGCGGAGAUGACCCUACGGGCGAGGGAGGUUGUAGGGAGUUGCGGAUUACCAAGCUUGGUGGAGAGAGGAGAGCUGAUAUCGAUGAUCUGUUGGGAGAUGACGAUGACUUGGACGAUGGUGGGGUUCGAUAUGAUGUUAGGUGGUGUGUCAUGUUAGGACCUGUGAAGGGGGAGUUUUCGCAGGUGGUGACAUUGGGGCCCACGGGAUUUGGCCGAAUCAAUAGUGGCCUGAGCACGUUGGGAGAUGACGAUGACAAUGGACUGAAGGAAUUGGACGGUCUGGAAGGGUUUGACGACUCAGGCAGUAGUGAGAGUGUGGAAGACCUGAAGAAGCGAGUAGCAGAACUGGAGAAGAAGGUCAAAGACAAGGAGCGAGAAAUCAAGGGCGUAAGGCAGAAAGUACUAAAGGCCAUUGUGUCUUGA